CCAUCGGCUGAAAAGUCCUGAAUAUCAUAAACCCUAGAAGCUCACCAACAUAUAUAAAUACGUCGUAUGUCCUUCUACGGCCUUCGCAGAAACCCUAGAGCAGUCGGAGCUGUUUCCUUGCACCAAAAAUAAAGCAGCCAUGGUCGCGAGAGCUCCGGCUAGAGGUCGAGGUGGCGGUGGAUUUAGGGGAGGAAGGGGUGAUGGAGGUAGGGGAGGACGAGGUGGUAGGGGAGGAUUGGGUGUGAGAGGAGGUGGUGGGAUGAAAAGAGGCGGUGGAAGAGGAGCCGGCGGAAGAGGCGGCGGAAGAGGUGGAGGUGGUGGAAGAGGAGGAAGAGGAGGAAUGAAGGGUGGAAGUAAGGUAGUUGUGGAGCCACAUAGACACGAGGGUGUUUUUAUUGCAAAGGGGAAGGAGGAUGCGCUUUGCACCAAAAAUCUGGUUCCUGGCGAUGCUGUUUACAACGAGAAGAGAAUUUCCGUGCAGAAUGAAGAUGGCACUAAGGUUGAGUACAGAGUAUGGAAUCCGUUUCGUUCUAAGUUGGGUGCUGCAGUCCUCGGCGGAGUUGAUAACAUUUGGAUUAAACCUGGUGCUCGUGUUCUUUACCUUGGCGCUGCUUCAGGAACUACAGUUUCUCAUGUUUCGGACAUUGUUGGGCCAGAUGGAGUGGUGUAUGCUGUUGAAUUUUCUCACAGGAGCGGUAGAGACUUGGUGAAUAUGGCGAAGAAGCGCACCAAUGUUAUUCCGAUUAUUGAGGAUGCAAGGCAUCCGGCUAAGUAUAGAAUGCUUGUUGGCAUGGUCGAUGUUAUUUUUUCUGAUGUUGCUCAACCCGAUCAGGCAAGGAUAUUAGCUCUGAAUGCAUCCUACUUCCUGAAAGCGGGAGGCCACUUCGUCAUAUCAAUCAAGGCCAACUGCAUCGACUCGACUGUUCCUGCUGAGGCUGUGUUCGCCCAAGAAGUGAAGAAGCUGCAGGCAGAUCAAUUCAAACCUGCAGAGCAAGUCACUCUCGAGCCAUUCGAGCGAGACCAUGCUUGCGUCGUUGGUGGAUAUCGCAUGCCUAAGAAACAAAAACCCGCAGCCUAGGCACAGUACCACCUCUUGAAAUCACAGUGGGGAGUUGAGGCGACAAGCCUGAAGUUGGAUUGUUACCAAAAGCCCCCUCUCUCUGUUUGAAGCUGUCUUUGUAAGUUUUAAAUUUUGCCCCCUUUUUUCUUGUAUCUCUUUACUUGCUUACAAUUCAAGGUUUUAAUUAUGAGGAAUUUACAGUGGCUUAGCACAUGAA
Molecule: messenger RNA, 1277 nt
Organism: Andrographis paniculata
Lineage: Eukaryota; Viridiplantae; Streptophyta; Magnoliopsida; Lamiales; Acanthaceae
Product: rRNA 2'-O-methyltransferase fibrillarin 2-like
Exons: 7
Coding region: 140-1078 (312 amino acids)
Biological process (GO): rRNA methylation; box C/D sno(s)RNA 3'-end processing
Cellular component (GO): nucleolus; box C/D methylation guide snoRNP complex; small-subunit processome
Molecular function (GO): RNA binding; rRNA methyltransferase activity; histone H2AQ104 methyltransferase activity
Source: RefSeq, a predicted model, not a curated record